Molecule: messenger RNA, 2631 nt
Organism: Peronospora belbahrii
Lineage: Eukaryota; Oomycota; Peronosporomycetes; Peronosporales; Peronosporaceae
Source: the annotation of a GenBank genome assembly
AUGACUGCUGCCUCAGUAGCUACAGAAAACACGGCGAGAGCUAAUCACCAAGUGGCAAAACAAAAGUACCAAGUAGAAACAAUGAUGAAUAGUGCUAAUACCUAUGAGAGGAAAACAAUUCAGGACGAAAUGAUGGAUGGAGUCGCCGUUGAUCAAAUAAGAGCGAUGGAAAGAGAUGCAGCCUAUCAAAGGAAAAUAAUUGACGGAGCUGUAGCAUAUCAAGAAAAAAUAGUGAAUGGAGGAUAUCAACAGGGAAGACUUGGUCAGGGUCCACAAGGAAAGGUGAUAGAGGGUGCUACUAGCAAAUUGUAUCAGGGUAGAAAGGUAGAGGGAUAUUUGGGAACGAUGGCCGAGGACUACAAAAGAAACAGGAAACUGCCUCCGAGAGUAGAAGAAAUGUUGAGAGAGCAGGUAAAUCUAGAUGAGACUGUGCUACACGAUGUGUUUGCGGUGGCGAUGGAGGACUUGACUCUAGAAAAGGAAGCCAACUUUGUGGCAAAGGGUUUAUGCCAUUUGUGUGGAGCAAAAGAAAAGUACUAUGUGCCUGUGGUGAGCUUUUGUCCACAUGCAGACGAGAACCACUCGCUGUGUCGAGAACAUCUGCGCACCAUAUAUAGGCUGCGGUUGCUUCAUCCAUGCCCGAAGGAGGACAAUUGGCGCAUAGUGCUGCUCAAAGCAGUAGCGAAAGUCGCCGGUAUGCACGGUGUCCGCCGACACAUCCUGUGCAUGGCCAUCCCCCCUGUUCAGAGCGACGGAUUCCUUGCUCGAGACACGGAGACAGUGGCAGCACAUGAAGGACGCGGACUAGUGCAAACUCAGCAACCUGAGUACAAGCAGUACUCGGGUAGCAGUCGCAAUGAUUACGGCUCCAGCGCGCAGAUUCCUUGGACGCAUUCUUCCAGUAUGCAAAUUUCCAGCAUACAGACUUUCAGUGCAACUUAUAGCAUGCAAGCCUCCAGUACGGAGGCUUCUAAACUGCUGACUUCUAGCACUCAUGCUUCCAGUAUGCAGGCACAAUCGAAGCAGUCAUCUCAGUACCCCCCUGUUCCGAAACAAGCCGCAAAGGACACCCCUCCCGAUUUUCUUCCUGUAAUGAGUAAUGGUGCGCCAGUCAUUGGUUCUCGGGCUGCUGCUCGAGCCACGUCCCCACGUGUCCAUCACGGCUCCACAAAAUUACCCUCCGCGGCGACCGUUUUGAAUUGUGCCGAGUCGGAGAAGUCUCUAGUGCACUUGGUAAGCUCGUUGAAUCAAGGCGGAGCUCCCGGAAGCUUGGUAACUUCUGAUGCCAGAGGCCAAAUCAGCAAGGGUAGUACUUACGACCAGAGCAAGCUACGCUACAAUAAGAGUGAUAUUGGAUCGAGUGGAAGCGGUCAAGGCUGUAACGACGCUGAAAUGGAAGCAGCUACCAUGGUGUACUCUGUUCGUGGAGUUGCGGACAGACGCCGUCAAGCGGAAAGCCCACACCAAGAUCAUUUAUAUACGAGUUCCAUGGACCCAAGUGAUAGCUCGCCCCGCGAACGCUCGAACUUUGCUGGUCGGUCUAUUGAAGACAGUCAUAUACUGAAGCGGAAAUCAAAUGAAGGCAAAGAUGAGGCCAGUUCAGGGCCACGUGACUUGAAUACCAUGGCGCCACGGAAUGAUUCUGAGGCGUCGCGUUGUGGUGAAAGUGUUCCAAGUGAACAGCAGAAUGGGGAUCUGCGUCACCACCAGACUGCGAUGAGGCUCAAUUUAAAGACGCACGGCCGUGGUAAAGAGUGCGCUCACAAGGCUGAUACCAAUAACGAAAACCAAUCGUCACAGACACCGACAUCUUUGCCACCGGCUCGACCAGGGCGCUCCCGCAAAGUUACUGUUGGUACGGUUGUAACAGCUUCGUCGGCUUCACGAGCAGGAAGGAAAGGCACACAAGAACGUAAAACUAUUGCCCCACCCAAAAGGGGAAGAGGUCGACCCCCUAAACGCGCAAAGCGAUCGCAAAAUGAGGAUGAAAAGAUGGCGGAUGAGAAAAGUAUAGGGGACGACGAAAAGGAAGAUGAAGAGGAAGGUGGCUUGGUCAGCGAAUUAGACGCGAACUUGGACUACUGCGAGGUUUGCCAGGGCGCUGGCGAUCUAGUUUGUUGCGAUAAGUGCCCGCGUUCCUUCCACUUAAAGUGCUUGCAUAUGACCGAGAAUGAUCUCCCUGAAGGUGAUUGGCAGUGUAACGAGUGUAAAAAGCCGUCGCGGUUUGAUGCAUAUUCCGUUGCUGUGGCGUCAGAGAAAACGUUGCUGGACAAGUGUCUGAAAAUUGUUCAGUGCUUGAAAUCGCAUCCGUUUGCAAAACAAUUCCUCUUACCUGUGGAAAAUGUCCCGAUGUAUACGCGGGUAGUGAAACAACCGAUGGAUUUAUCAAAGAUUGAGAACAAGCUGAAGAUGGGUGCAUACAUCGUGGACAGCAACACUGUGGCGGAUGGUGUCAAUGAGUUGGAUUCAACGCAUUUUGCCAACGAUGUUCGACUUAUGUGGUCAAAUUGCAAGCUUUUUAAUGAUGACGGAUCGGGUAUAGUACGAGCAGCUGAUAUUUUGUCAGACGGCUUUGAGCGCUUGUACAAAGAAUCCAUUGCUCGACCGUUAACUUCACAAAACGGAUGCUGA